This is a messenger RNA of Impatiens glandulifera, 1122 nucleotides long. Its product is annotated as probable CCR4-associated factor 1 homolog 11. Gene Ontology annotation, molecular function: poly(A)-specific ribonuclease activity; nucleic acid binding. The transcript has a single exon. Bases 160 to 972 code for a protein of 270 amino acids. The record is from RefSeq and is a predicted model, not a curated record. Gene Ontology annotation, cellular component: CCR4-NOT core complex; P-body; CCR4-NOT complex. Lineage: Eukaryota; Viridiplantae; Streptophyta; Magnoliopsida; Ericales; Balsaminaceae.
UUCCCACUCUCCAUCCACAUUCAUUCAUUUUCCAGGCAAUUACUCACAUCUGAAUCAUCAAUUAAAUAUCAAACAUUAUAACUUCCACCCACCCAUCUACCAUCUUUCUUAAAUUUCCAUCAAAAACACCAUUCAAACAAAACAAAACAAGAACCCAUCAUGUCAAACCCUAAAAUACUCAUCCGAGAGGUCUGGUCCAAUAACUUGGACUCAGAAUUUGACCUAAUCCGAACCCUAAUCGAUCGCUACCCAUACAUUUCAAUGGACACAGAAUUCCCCGGCGUCAUCUUCCGCCGCCCUGUAUCCGACCACCGCUUAUCUACCUCCGAUGAUAACUACAACCUAUUGAAAUCAAACGUCGACGUUUUAAACAUCAUACAGCUCGGCCUCACUCUUUCCGACGCUGAUGGUAACUUACCAGAACUCAGCACCGGGGAAAAACUCAUCUGGGAAUUCAAUUUUCAAGAUUUCGAUUUGGAACGCGAUCCUCAUGCCCUCGAUUCCAUCGAGCUUCUUCGCCGUCAAGGUAUCGACUUUGACCGGAAUAAGAAGGAGGGAAUCGAAUCGGGUCGGUUUGGGGAGCUGAUGAUGUCGUCGGGUCUGGUUUGUAAUGAUGUGGUUAGCUGGGUGACUUUUCACAGUGCUUAUGAUUUUGGUUAUUUGGUGAAGAUUCUUAGUCAGAAGGAAUUGCCGGUUGAUAAUGAAGGGUUUAUGGAAAUUGUGAAGGUUUUUUUUGGGGAGAGAGUUUACGAUGUUAAACAUUUGAUGCGUUAUUGUCGGAGUUUGUACGGUGGUUUGGAACGGGUGGCUCGGAGUCUUGAUGUGGUUCGGGCGGUGGGGAAAUGUCAUCAGGCUGGUUCGGAUAGCUUGCUGACGUGGCAUGCGUUUCAGAAGAUGAGAGAUAUUUACUUUGUCGGAGAAGAAGGGCCGGAGAAACACGCCGGCGUCUUGUACGGCUUAGAGGUUUUAUGAACAGACAGACAGACCUAAUUCUGUUUAAGUUAAUUAUUUGCUAAUUAAUAAUAAUAAUAAUUAAGAUGGUGGGUAUCAUCUAUUUAAUCUUUUUUUUUUAUGAGGAAUUGUAAAUGUAUUUCAAAUAAAUUCUUUAUUGACUUAUUUAUA